Messenger RNA from Wyeomyia smithii (pitcher-plant mosquito), 5178 nucleotides. It is a transcript of the gene FAM21, whose product is annotated as WASH complex subunit 2. The record is from RefSeq and is a predicted model, not a curated record. NCBI's taxonomy places the organism in Eukaryota, Metazoa, Arthropoda, Insecta, Diptera, Culicidae. The transcript is spliced from 4 exons. The coding region runs from base 206 to 4273 and encodes 1355 amino acids.
AGCCCUGAGAUGACAAAAAGGAUGUCAUUUUUUGGCAAAUCGACUUUCAGAUCUUGUUGUGAUUCUGCGAACUGAACUGUGCACAGAAAUGAUAAAUACUAUUAAAAUUUUCUAUCGAAACGUUUUAUCCGAUAUCUGAAUCUGACUGUAGCUGAAUAAAUUAAUUCGUUACAAACGCAACUAGUGGACGAAGCGGCGUUGAAUAAUGGCGCUGACUCCGGAUGAGUUGCGUAAGAAUAUACCUAACUGGUCACUAGAAUCGGACGGGCAACUCCUUCAAUAUAUGGUUGAAAUUUCUAAGAAUUUGGAAGCUAAGUGUAAAAAAACCAAGGAGAAUCUAAAUCAGUUGCUACUAGAAUUAAACGACAGUCAAAUACGAUUCGCUAAUGCAUCGAAUAACUUCAACGGUGUUCAACAGGUGAAAUAUGUUGAAAAUCGAGUGAAAGACGACGACGAAAGCUUUUACUCAGUACGGGAAGAAGUAGUGGAAACUGGCGAGAAAUACUCGCAUGCAGAAAUUUUCAAAAUGACCGUCCAACGGUCAAUAACUAACAUGUACAAGUGCUUUGAAAGGGUAACAGUGCAGCUAGACAGUGAUAGCGAUAGUGAAGAUGAUUCAAAUGAUGCGGAAGUCACUGCACGAAAUACAGUACUGCGAGCGAUUCAGAAAUAUCCUUACAUCAACAGACCACUACCGUAUGUUAUAGGAUCACCAGAAUGGAAGGAAAAAUGGCACGUUGGUUUGAUUGACUCAGAAGAGGAAUCAGAAACAGAGUGCAAAGAACAGUACUCCGAUUCAAGCGAUAGCGAACGAAUAUUUCCUUCGCAAACCAAUAGUAAUCAUACACCAUCAGAAUCAGAGGGGUCUGUUUGGGGGGUACAUUCAGACCCCAGAAGAAGAGAUAGAUCGAUGGAGCCAAGUGUGUCAGGUGAAGAUACGCUGUCGAUUCAUUCAACCUCCAGCUCGAUCAGGCCACCAGUCGUCAAAACAUUACGGCAACAAAACAAAGUUCAAGUACUGCCUUUUGGACAACAAUUUAGACCACCUUCAUUAUUUCAAGAUCAGCCACCAGAGGAUACAAUCAGCGUGUCGUCAAGUAGAUCGAAAAUGCUCAAUUUGUUUGAUGAAUCGGAUAAAGAAGAUUCUACUCCUGCUCAUCAAGCGAAACCACAGCCAGUGAUAAAUCAGCCUGCUUACUUCAGAGGAAAUCUGCCUGAGAGGCAAACAGUUAAUUUGUUUGAUGAUGAACCACCAUCCCCGUGUCUGGGACGUACAGGAAAUUUAUCGUCAACUACCGCUGGCAAAACUCAACACAAAAAGUCUGUUAAUUUAUUUAUUGAAAGCGAUGAGGAAGAAGACAUGACGAAUAAUAAUGAUCAAAUUUCAAAAUCUGUCGAUAUUUUCCAAAGUGAGCCCCGUGAAAAACGCGAAAAUCUAGCAAAACCUGCUACCAAUCUUUUUACUAGUAAUGAUAACGUUCGCCUUGGCCAAUCAGUGGUCCAAAAACCUGCUGGUCAUAUAUUCGAUGAGGACAAUAACAACCCUUAUGAUGAAGAUGAUCUCUUCGUACCUGUACAAAAAUCUGUCAAUGGAUCUGGCGACGGUCGUAGCGUUCUAAGGAUAACGAAUCUCUUUGACGAUGAACCUCCUGUGGAUGAUUUUGAUGAAAUAUUUAAAUCAAAAGCUACAACUCACAAACCAAUUGGUGGUAAACUAGUGCUGCCUGUUGCGCCGUUACUUCCUAAAAGGGGGGAUGGGAAUCAUAAUGAAAGUGUUUCCGAAUCAAACGCUGAAAAAACUGAGGUUAUUCGUGAUGAGCAUCAUCGUGUAUCUAAUGAGUACACAGCGCAUAAACCCAUAGAAUCGCAGAAGCAAAUUGCGACUGAUGCAAUGAUCAGUAAAAAAGUUAAUCUUUUUGAUGAUAACGACGACGAUCAAGAUCUUUUUGCAACAAUGAGGCAAACAAACAAAUCUGCACCGAUUUCAAAAAUCAAUCUCUUUGAUGAUGAAGAUGAUUCCUUUCUAUUUGCAAGCAAAGAUGAUAACCCAGUUGUUGCAAAUAUUUUGGAAACAAAAUCCCCCCAAGUAGGUAGUAGUAAACAGAACACAAGUAUUCGAUCGGAGAUAUUGAAGAAAAAAUCAAUUUUCGAUUCCGAUUCUGCUGAGCAAAGUGAGGAAGAUAAACCUUUUGAUAGCUUGAAAAUAAACAAAAGUAAUGGAUCUUUAAGUUCGAGAACGGAAUCUUUACCGCAAAAAGAACAAACAGGUCCUAGUGCGCAAUUUCUUGUUGACGACAUUCAAAGACAAGCUUCAACUUCCAUAGCAAAGCCAGUGAUAAGCAGCACAGAAGUAAAUUCAUUGGAUCCAUCGGAGCAUUUGUCACCUCUUGUUGAAGAACCAAUAAAAAAUCCGGAAAUUUCAAAUGAAAUUGAUUAUUAUCUUAUCACCCCAAAAAAAUCUGGAAACAAAGAAACAAGCCUACCCGAGGUAAAAACUCAAGCAGCAAACGUGGAUGAAUUUGAAUCUAAUGAUUCGGGAGAUGCAGUGCAAAGCCAUGUUGAUGAAAUAAAGGUUGUUGAAAAAGAUAAACAUGAAAUAGAACGACAAACUGAUGAUAGUAUUGCUCAUACUAUAGUAGUUUCACAGCCGUCUGAGGAAAAUACCUCUGUAGCCAAAUGUGCCUUGAAUUUUAGCUCAAUGGGAUUGUUUGACGAUGUUCCUCCACCGGAUGAUAACAUAUUCGAAGAAGCGCGUUCUUCAAUUACCUUAGAUCAUAGUGAUGAUCCAGGCUUUUAUGCUGGACAAACUUCUGCACGGACUGCCAUUUCAUCGGACAGCAUAAAUCGUAGUCGAUAUCUUUUCAUGGACGACGAAGGUCCCCCACCAGAUGAUUUAAACCCGCAGUUAGCUAAAGACGAAGUAGAUGAUCUACUAUCAUCCCGCCAAACUGUAAAGAGCAUUUCGAGCAUAGUUGAAAAUGAUAAGUGUAGUGGAGUGAGCAAUGAAAAUAAGAGAGAAAAAUCAAAAAUAAACAAAUUGUCUGCCAAAGUUAACAUUAAUGUAAAUGCUUUACUACCCGGAGCCCGCAGGCCUCCGACAGUUGACAACAAAUCCGACAGCGAGGCAACAGUGUCAGAAAUUCAGACCAUAAUUCAACAAAACAAUUCAUUUGAACCGGAAAACAGCGCAGGUAAGUUGGUUGGAUUAAAUAAAGACCGUGCGCGUAUCCAGGUUAAACGAAAACCUUCGUCGCGACAACACAGAAGAGCUCAUUACGAAAACACUGUACAAGGUCAUUCUAGCAUAUUGACAGCCUCUGGUGUUCAAUCUCAACAAGACACUCAUGCUGAAGAAAUCCGAGUAGUAGUUGGCUCGGAAAUGAAAUCUCAGCACGUAGAGAUAACAGCAAAUGAUAUCGUUUCUAAUCCGUUGAUAUCCAAUCAACUGCCUAGUGAACUCUUGCAGCAAAAAAUAUUUGAAGUUAAAGAUGAUGAAGAUAAACUUGUUAACAAUCAGCCAGUUGAAUCAAAAUCGGUUAAAUCUGAACCAAAGACACUACUGCCAACUUCAAUAUUGUCGGGUGAAACAUCGAAGCCUCCCGAAAUUACAGUGGCAGCAGACAAAUCAAAACGGGGGCCAUCCACAAGAAAACUAUUCUCCGAUAGCGAAACCGAUGAUGACGAUGAUCUGUUUGGCGAGCUAACGAAACAUGUUACUGUGUCGAAGCCUGUCACGUUAAUAGUUGACCAAACGAAAAGCACUCCACAGUCAAUUCAGAAGAUAACUUCAGUUGCAACAAAAGUUGUUGAUACAUAUUCGGCGCCUUCUAAGGCAAGUCAAUCAAAGUCAAUUUUUGAUGAUUCUGAUGAUGAGAAUGAUUAUCUGUUUUCAAAACCCAACCCAAAAACUCAGCCUACUCCAGUUAUGGUUGAUAACGCUAAAUUUAGCAUUAAAACAGCAAAUCACAAAAAUAAGAGCAUAUUUGGAUCAGAUGAUGAAGAAGAAAGCGACGAUUUAUUUGGUUCAAAAGCUACGAAGCAUAGUUCCGUAACUGCAGCGUCGAUGAAAAUCACAAAACCGCCAAUCCAAACAAAGAGUUUAUUUGGCGACGAUGACGACGAUGACGACGAUGAUGACCUGUUUGGAUCCAAAGGCAGACCAACAAUAAAACCCACGUCAUCGUUUACUGGAAUAAAGAAACCCGAUAGUAACCGAACAAAAAUGUCAACUACAGUUGCUUCCAAUGAUCCAUUAGCAGAUUUGUUUGGGUAGUGAGCGGUAUUUUUACUGGCUUAAUCGGUUUGUGGUGAAAAUUGGAAGUUGUGCUAUCUAGACUGGAAAUUGUUUUUUGCAUUGUUUUCCGAAUCAUUUGUGUUCGGUCUAUGUUAUACAAAUUGCUAUAGGAAAACACUAAAUAUGUAAAUCUAGUCAAAAUUCAUCAGCUGAACAAAAGUUUCUACUAGAUGCGGAAUUAAUUCGAUUCUUCAAUUUUUAUCAUUCCAUUUUUGCAUUCUAAACCAGCACGUAUUAGUUGCUUUGCUUUAAGUAUAUUUUUUCAAGGGCAGUGCAAUUUGCUUAAUUUUUUGCAAGGUUCAUAUUAGGUGCUGUAAUAAAUUCAAUAUUAUAUUAACUUACUCUACCCAUGCAAACAAGUUGUACGUUUGUUCUAUGUCGUUUCCGUUUUUGCGAUCGUUCUGCGCCGUGUCGUGCUACACUUUUCAGUAAAUUUUGACAACGAUUAUAUUAAUGUGUUGGUGUUUUUUUAAACUACAAGAAACUUUGUUUUAUUUGAGUGCUACACCAUCGCAAGUGGUGGAGAAAAAGUUUAGUUCUAGUGUAGACGCAAAACUUGAAAUGAACGUUUUUAGUGCAAGCGUGCUACACCGGAGCAGUGCAUUGCUGAACCGAAAACGACAUAAGAAUAUAAAUAUUAUCUUUUUCCGCAAACACUACUCACAAAUUCGUAUUGCUGAAUGGCAACUUUUAAAGUUUACGUUGUCUUUAUAUCCUGAUUACCAGCAAUUGUUUACAGCAUCUUAGAGGGUUGUAUAUUUGAAAAAUGACACAUGAUUUAAUUUUUGCGCGUUUACAAGUAUUCAUUCAACAGAAAAAAUAGUUUGAUUUCAUCAAAAACAAGUUAUAUCGAAACAUACGUUAUGAAUCGUUAUGCAUACAAU